Amaranthus tricolor (Joseph's coat) is the source of this 762-nucleotide messenger RNA. Its product is annotated as vacuolar iron transporter homolog 4-like. The record is from RefSeq and is a predicted model, not a curated record. Bases 67 to 762 code for a protein of 231 amino acids. The transcript has a single exon. Lineage: Eukaryota; Viridiplantae; Streptophyta; Magnoliopsida; Caryophyllales; Amaranthaceae. Gene Ontology annotation, biological process: intracellular manganese ion homeostasis. Gene Ontology annotation, cellular component: membrane. Gene Ontology annotation, molecular function: manganese ion transmembrane transporter activity; iron ion transmembrane transporter activity.
ACUAACAAUUUUGACACCUUUAAUUUCUUUCACUGUUAGUAAUUAACCUCAUCUCAGCUCUUAACAAUGGAUCCUCAUCCUCCCCAAGCAACACGAACACGAAGAAACUCCAUUGAGCUUGAAACAGUCCUAGCCAACAACACAUACGAAGAGCCUAAUAACCACCAACAGAUUGACGCUAAACAAACUGAUCAAACUCAAGACUUUGACUACACAAAAAGGGCACAAUGGCUACGUGCUGCAGUUCUAGGAGCCAACGAUGGGCUAAUGACCACAGCAUCACUAAUGAUGGGAGUUGGUGCCGUCAAACAAGAUAUGAAGGCCAUGAUCUUGACUGGUUUUGCGGGCUUGGUAGCCGCAGCAUGCAGCAUGGCAAUCGGCGAGUUUGUGUCGGUGCACUCACAGCGUGAUAUUGAGGUUGCGCAGAGAAAAAGAGAGAGUAAGGCAGGUAAUCAUCAGGUGGGGGCGGAGGCUGAGGAAGGAUUGCCUAACCCCAUACAAGCUGCAUUUGCAUCGGCACUAGCAGUUGCGGUCGGGUCCUUGGUGCCGUUAUUGGCAGCAUUAGGUGUUAAAAAUUAUAAGGUGAGGCUUGGGGUGGUUCCCGCAGCUGUUACGGUGGCUUUGCUAGUGUUUGGGUGGUUAGGUGCGUAUCUUGGGAGGGCAUCGCCUCUAAGGGCUUCCUUUAGAGUUUUGUUGGGCGGUUGGUUUGCGAUGGCUAUUACUUUUGGCUUAACCAAAUUUAUUGGGUCCCGUGGGUUUUAA